UGGCGCUGCAGCCCGGCAGUGGAGGAGCUGCGCACUGAGAUUGCAGCGGCCCCGUUGACCUUACGGAGCAGGAAACUCCGACUUAGCCCCUUCACUACCAUCACUGGAUCUCUCACCCAAUUCUCCAGACGGCACCCAGGUCGUGGAUGUGAACAUUCAUUGAUGAAUGAAUGAACAUUUCAGCAAUGAUGGCCGACCAGCCUCCCCCCUUGGAAGCCACACCUUUACUGAAUGAAGUAUCUCUCCUACCUCCCAUGGUUAAUGGGGACAGCACACAACAGCCUCUUUACUUGCAGGUCAUAUUGGUGCAGGUGAAUCCAGGCGAAACCUUCACAAUCCGCACAGAAGAUGGACAGAUUCAAUGUAUCCAAGGCCCUGCACAUGUCCCCAUGAUGUCACCAAAUGGUUCGAUGCCUCCUAUUUUUGUGCCGCCUGGCUACGUGUCUCAGGUCGUGGAAGAAAAUGGAGUCCGCAAAGUAUUGGUUCUGCCGCAUUCCGCAGAUUACCAUCAAGCAAUACACCCUCAGCUUUCGCACCUCGCACAUUAUAUGCAUCCUCACCCUGCCCUUCUCCCCCACCCUGGUCAUCCUGUCUACUCCCAAGUCCCUGGAACAGGAGAAAUGCCACCCCAAUUUAUGCACCAGCAUCCUCCUCCCCCACCACAUAUUUUCCAAGAACAAGAGCCACGUUCUCAUGGACGGACAAACUUCAUACAGCGAGAUGAGCGAACCAUGAAAGUGCCCGAUCCAGUUCGGAAGAGAUUAAAAGACAGACAAAUCGGAGGGCACAACAAUAACAAGUUAAACAGCCCACCUUCCUCUCCGCACAAAGCUCAACUUGCUGCCAAUGCACAUAUCCAGAAUGGAUACUCCAAGGGACAGCAUUUGACAGGGGGACUUGUUAAAAUGAAACAAGCAACAAAGACUCGAGGCAGCCCAUCUGCUGACAGCGAAACUGAUAGUGAAGCGGAACCGAAAAAGCUACAGGACCUGAUCUCCAGCAUGGGGAAGCCUGCUGUGUCUGUAUUGGAGGCCAGAUCUGCUGUGUUGACGUGGAGCUUACAGAUAAGUUCCCAUAACCCAGAGAACCCCACAAGUAUCGUACCAGCUGCAUUAGUGUACGAGGUGACUGUGUCCAAUGGUGGCAAAAAUGGAAACUUCAAACAAGUGUACACAGGUGAAGCUACAACAUGUACGCUAACUGACCUACGGCCAGCAACCGACUACCAUGUCAGAGUUUCUGCCACGUGCCCACCCCUAGAGGGAUCCAUUAGUGAACUAGUGAGUUUUACUACACAAAGCUGUGAGCCUGACACUCCAGGCCCACCAAGACUCUCUAACCGAAGCCGGACUUGUCUGACCUUACAGUGGAAGGCUCCUAGUGACAAUGGUUCAAAAAUUAAUGGCUUCCUGUUGGAAUGGGAUGAGGGGAAACAUGGGCCUUUCAAAGAGUGUUACUCUGGAUAUCUCAAACAAUACAAGCUUAACAAGUUGUUCCCAUCCACAAAGUACACAUUCAGAAUAGCUGCCAAAAAUGACAUGGGAGUAAGUGGAUUUAGUGAAGCAGUUCCUUACUAUACUUCCGGAAGCGUUCCCUCCACACCAUUGCCCCCCAGACUUGUGCAAUCUGGUAUUACUUGGCUGACAUUGGAAUGGAGCCCACCCAAUGAUAAUUCACCAGACGAGGCCCUAACAUACAGCUUAGAAAUGGAAGAGGAAGGCUCUGGUUAUGGUUUUAAACCAAAACAUAAUGGGGAAGAACUUUCAUGCACUUUAAAGAACUUGAGGAGGAACACGUCUUACAAGUUUAGGGUUUUUGCAUUUAACAGCGAAGGCCGAAGUAACCCCAGUAAUAUUGUAGAAUACUCAACCUCUCCCGAUAAGCCUGGUCCUCCCAGUAAGCCGAGUAUAAAGGGAAAAAUUCAUGUUCACAGUGUAAAGGUUACGUGGGAUGCCCCAAAAGACAAUGGAGGGGCAGAAGUAUCUAAAUACUUUCUUGAAAUCUUAGAAACUUCAAAUGGUAAUAGGUGGGACAUGAUAUACAGUGGAUCUUCGAAGGAGCACGUAUGUGAUCAUCUCAAGCCCGGUACUUCCUAUAGAUUAAGAGUGUACUGCAGCAACGUGGUUGGCUCAAGUCAGGUUUCUGAUGUGCUAACAGUCCAAACAGGUAUUGUACCACCGGGGCCUUGUCAUCCCCCACGUCUAGCUGGAAAGGCCAAGCCUAAAGAAUUAAACCUGCAGUGGGCUUCUCCUGCUUCCGAUGGUGGCUCAGCGGUAACAUGUUACACUGUUGAGAUGUCAAAGCCUGAACAAGAAGAUCGGGGACAAGUCUACCAAGGUCCUGAGCUAGAAUGCACAGUGAGCAACCUUUUGCCUGGGCAGACCUACAGCUUCUGGGUCAGAGCUGCCAAUAAAGCGGGGUGCGGACCUUUUUCAGAAAAAUCAGAAUUCUGCACAGCUCCUGGGCCACCUGAACGAUGCAAAAUGCCCUUAUUGAUCUGUAAGACGGCAAACUGCGUACUAGCUAGCUGGGAGGUUCCUUUAUGUAACGGUUCAGAAGUCACCGAAUACAGGUUAGAAUGGGGAAGGAUGGAUGGAUGCAUGCAGAUAGUUUAUGACGGCUCAUGUUCGAGCUAUGAAAUCAAAGGCCUUACACCUGCAACUACAUAUUACUGCAGAGUCCAGGCUGUUAAUACAGCUGGAACCGGACUAUUUGGAGAUACUGCCGUGGUGACCACUCCAGCGUCUGUUCCAGCUGCUGUAUCAAUUUUACAAGUGGUCGAUGAAGAACUUUUAGAAGCCUCUCUUCCUUCACCAUCCGAGUGCCUUGCGAUUGCCUGGAAAGAGCCAUGUUGCAAUGGGUCCGAUAUAAUUGGUUAUAACAUAGAAUAUGGGGAUAAGCAGCAGCUAACCGUAGACUGUGUUACAAGCUGUGUUUUACAGAACCUAAUCCCUGAUCGCACCUACAGGAUACGGAUCCAGGCCAUAAACAGUUUUGGAGCAGGUCCUUUUAGCCCGUCUAUUAAAGCCAAAACCAAACCACCACCUCCCAACCCUCCCCCUCUGGAAUGUGUAGUUUUCAGCCACCAAAGCCUUAAGUUGAAAUGGGGUGACGGAUCGAGCAAAGCUUUAGCAACUGAAACUUCACAGUUCAAUUUACAAAUGGAGGAUAAGCUCAGCAGGUUUUUUACAAUCUACAACGGUCCAUGCCACACGUAUAAGGUUCAAAGAUUAAAUGAAUCAACUACAUAUAACUUCAGAAUCCAAGCCUACAAUGAUGCAGGAGAGGGGCCGUUUUCUGACGUUUACAACUUUACUACAACCAAAUCUCCACCAGCGGCAUUAAAAGCACCUAAAGUACAACAGACUGAACCUUAUAUGUGUGAAGUUACCUGGGAGGCUUUGCAGCCCAUGCGAGGAGAUCCCAUUGUUUACAUCCUUCAACUUACCAACGGGAGAGAGAUCGAUCAGGUAUACAAAGGGCCAGACACCUCAUUCAGUUUUACAAACUUUCAAACAAACUGUGAAUACCGGUUUCGAGUUUGCGCUGGACGACAAUACCAAGAUUCUACAGGAUUGCAGGAAUUAUAUGGACCUUACAGUCCAAGCACCACAUUCUCAUCUCAAAGACAAGAAUUGGUCCUACAGUGUCCAAACACUACCACGGAAUCCACAAAGGCCAAGAGGAAGCCCCUAAGUGAUGAGCAAUUUGCCAUUUUGCUACUGAUGAUGUUUGCAGUAGUGGCUUUCCUGUUUGCCGUUGUUAUUCAGUACUUUGUAAUCAAGUAGAUUUUAGUUGUCUGUUUCUAAAACAACCUGUGCUUUUUUUCCUUUUUUUUUUCUUUCAAUAUUUAUGUUUAAUUAUUCUAAUUAAACUUAUAGGUGGAAAUGAUUGUAUUAUAUAUAAGUGCAUUUCCAUUCUUGCUGCUCACUCAUUGAGAGGCUGGAUCGACUGAAUCCUUCCUACAUGCAAAAACAUAAAGCAUCAUGAAAUUCUUAGAAAGGGAAUUAAAAUCCUAUGUUCUAGAACCGUGGUGUGAAAUGCCUUAAUAGACUCUUAAAUGUCAAGACAGCGUUGUUCGUUUAUAUAGAACCUCUGCUUUUAAAGCACGUCCUUGUUAAAUGUUCAGCUUUUGCAAGUGGUAGUUGACAAAAGGAAUAGUUUGUUCAAAA
Molecule: messenger RNA, 4172 nt
Organism: Pelobates fuscus (common spadefoot toad)
Lineage: Eukaryota; Metazoa; Chordata; Amphibia; Anura; Pelobatidae
Product: fibronectin type-III domain-containing protein 3A-like
Exons: 26
Coding region: 171-3788 (1205 amino acids)
Molecular function (GO): protein binding
Source: RefSeq, a predicted model, not a curated record